This is a messenger RNA of Hippoglossus stenolepis (Pacific halibut), 4979 nucleotides long. It is a transcript of the gene ttf2, whose product is annotated as transcription termination factor, RNA polymerase II. The transcript is spliced from 23 exons. Lineage: Eukaryota; Metazoa; Chordata; Actinopteri; Pleuronectiformes; Pleuronectidae. The coding region runs from base 115 to 3510 and encodes 1131 amino acids. Gene Ontology annotation, molecular function: ATP binding; ATP-dependent chromatin remodeler activity; zinc ion binding. The record is from RefSeq and is a predicted model, not a curated record.
UUUAUUUUUCCUUGUACAGCGCGGAUGUGCUUUCUCACGGUUGUGAUUGGUCGAUACGAGAAAACUGAAUCUCACUUUUGAGAAGCUGAAACUGAAAUUGAACGUGUCCGGACAAUGGAAAAGAUCCCGUGUAAUGUUCACGGUGGUUUGUGUAUGUUAAAAACCGGCGUGAAAGAUGGACCGAGCAAAGGAAAAAGCUUCUAUGUCUGCGUUGAUAAGCAAGGCUGUGACUUCAGUCAGGUGUCCAGCAUCUCGGCAUCCCACUGCCUCCAGCAUGAAGAUUCAAUGGUGGAGCUCCAAGCGCUCACCUACAGUCAGCAGCAGCAAAGCCACAGGUUAUUCUAUCGGUGUGUUAUAGGUAAAAAAGCAGGCCAGAGGUGGUGUGGAAGCGUACCUUGGACUGUGCCAGACAAAGAAAAGAGAAGCCCUCUAUCUGACAUGCAGCUCCAGCCCUCCUGUCUGCCACCUGUCCGAAAUCCCUUCAAGGCCCUUUCCAAGAUGGACAAGGACUCAGAGUGGAGAGGGAGGGAGAAGGAAAGAGAUAAGACAGACAGUGAGGCAAGUCACAAGGUUGAAGGAAGAGAAGGUUAUCAGAAAGAAAGUGUGGAGAGUGUUGGGGCACGAGUGGAAGAAGAGGAGAGAAAGAAGAUGGAUUCCCCGGAUACUUACCAAAGGAAACCGCUUCCACCAGGCAUGAAGAUAAAGAAAAGAGUUUCAGAUGAGGAGAGAAACGGUCCCAAAGCUAACGAUGUGGAACAUAUGACGGAUAAGAUUGAAAACAGGACUGAAGAGAACCAAACUAUCCAGAGUAAAAUGGAAAAUACUAUUUCCACCUCCAGGGUCACUGCUUUUCCUCCUGAGAAAACGAAUAAAACCUCACAGGAUACUGCCAAAAACUUGCCACUGCAACCAACUACAGAUGUGGUGAAACAAUCUGACUCUACGGUGAAAGAGAGCACUUCUAAAUCUGCACCCAGCAGCAGAGACUCUUCUAACACCAGUACCCCCACAAAUAACCAACCGACACAGUCCGAGUCCAGUCAAACCAAAAAUCACCAAGAUGAUGACGAUGAUGAUGUGGUGUUGGUGUCAGUGAAACCUCCCACUCCUGUCUCUGCUGUACAAAAAACCCUGACCAGCUUCUCGGGGUUUCAGCCAGCGUCUAAGGUCAAAGGUCAACAUGAAGAUCCCCAAAAGCUGCACAGUCUGCUCAGUGCUCAGCUUCAACAGAAAAAGGCCACUCUGUCUGUGGUGAAUGUGGCGGCUCUGCCAGAUAAAGGGGAGAGGUUGAAGACUCAGGUCAAGGAGCUGGAGGACACAUUGGAGUCUCUGCGCCUCACUGCUGCUUCUCAUCCAGAGACCGAGGGUGAACAUCGCAGCAAUGAUGUGAGACCAGGUAGCAGUCAGUUCAACCCAUUCAGUCGACAGGGGGGCACCAUCCUGCUCCCUGCCCCUCCGGCUCCAGGCCCCUCUCUGCACCAAGCCUCCAGCAGUUCCCUGGGGCUCCAGCUGAGCCAGGGCUACACCCAGAUGUACGCAGCUAACCCGCAGGCUCAGGCCUUUUACGGCGGCAGGAUGACCAAUGACCGUCUGCUGGCGGUGAGAAACGCCACCAGCGAGGCCAUCGACCACCUUCACAAAUCCAUGGAGUCCUGCCCCGACGCUGAGGCUGAAGUCCCAGACCCAAAGGGCAUCAAGGUGUCGCUCCUGGCUCACCAGAGGAGAGCUUUGGCCUGGCUGCUCUGGAGAGAAGGCCAGAAUCCCUGUGGAGGAAUUCUGGCGGAUGACAUGGGUCUCGGAAAAACCCUGACCAUGAUUUCUCUCAUACUUGCCAAGAAGAUCAAGGCAAAAGAGGAAGAAGAAAAGAAGGAAGAGAAGAAACUGGAGAAAUGGAUCUCCAAAACUGACUCCAGUCUUGUGGUUUCUAAAGGAACUCUGAUCAUCUGCCCUGCCUCUUUGAUUCACCACUGGAAGAAGGAGAUUGAGAGACAUGUGAAGACGGGCAGGCUGAGUGUGUGUCUGUACCACGGUCCCAACAGAGAGAAAAGUGCCAAAGUGCUGGCAGACUACGAUGUGGUGGUGACCACAUACGGUUUGGUCUCUAAGGAGAUUCCAGUCCAGAAGGAGGAGGCAGAAAAACCAUCCAAGGAUUCUGAUGACGUGCCACUGCACUCGUCUCCUCUUCUGCGAGUGGCGUGGGCCCGUAUGAUACUUGAUGAAGCCCACAACAUCAAAAACCCCAAAGUGCAGACGUCCAUGGCGGUGUGUCAGCUGAGGGCCAGCGCCCGCUGGGCAGUCACUGGUACACCCAUCCAGAACAACCUGUUGGACAUGUACUCACUGCUUAAGUUUCUGCGUUGUUCUCCGUUUGACGAGUACAAACUCUGGAAAGCUCAGGUCGACAACGGCUCUAACAGAGGCAGAGAGAGGCUGAACAUCCUGACGAGGACUCUGCUGCUCCGAAGAACCAAAAACCAGAUGGACUCCAAAGGAAAACCUCUGGUGUCUCUUCCUGAUCGGACCUGCAAGGUGCAUCGACUCAAACUGUCUAAGGAUGAGCAGGCGGUGUAUGAUGUGGUCUUUGCCCAAUCCAGAUCCACUCUGCAGAACUACCUGAAGAGACAUGAAGGAAAUGAUGUGAACAAGGGGAACACGCCCACUUCAAAUCCUUUUGACAAAGUUGCCCAAGAGUUUGGCAUGUCACAGCCUGAAGCUACUGUGCCGAGCUCCCGGCAGGCGUCCAGCACCAUCCACAUCCUGUCCCUGCUGCUGCGCCUGCGACAGUGCUGCUGUCAUCUGUCCCUCCUGAAGAAGACUCUCGACUCGGCGGAGCUGCAGGGUGACGGGAUCGUCUUGUCUCUGGAGGAGCAGCUCAACGCUCUGUCACUCUCCUCGAACCCCUCGCCAUCGGGCCCUGACCCCAAAGACACCGUGGCUCUUAAUGGCACCCACUUCCCCUCGCAGCUGUUUGAGGACACCAGUGAGAGCACCAAGAUUGCUUCUAUUGUCUCUGAGCUCGAGGCAAUCAGGCAGAAGGGUGCUGAUCAGAGAAGUGUCAUCGUGUCCCAGUGGACCAGUAUGCUGAGCAUCGUAAAGGUUCAUCUGCAGCAGAUGGGCUUGAGAUACGGCAUCAUCGACGGGUCUGUCAACCCCAAACGUCGCAUGGACCUGGUGGAAGAAUUCAACACAGACCCUAAGGGACCACAGGUGAUGCUGAUUUCUCUUUGUGCUGGAGGAGUUGGUCUCAACUUGAUUGGAGGGAAUCACCUCUUCCUCAUGGACAUGCACUGGAAUCCAGCCUUGGAGGAUCAGGCCUGUGACCGGAUCUAUAGAGUUGGACAAAGGAAAGAUGUCACCAUCCACAGGUUUGUGUGUGAAGAUACAGUGGAGGAGAAGAUUUCCACUCUGCAGGUGAAGAAGAAGGAGCUGGCCCAGAACGUGCUGUCGGGAACAGGAAGCACGUUCACCAAACUCUCCCUGGCUGAUCUCAAAAUCAUUUUCGGUGUGUGAGGUAUGAGAGAACUGAGGACGCUGUUCCACACUGUCAGACCUGCAGCUACCGCACCAGACUCCUGUUCACAUAUAUCAAAAAUUCAGGAUAGAAAUCUGAUUUGAAUUUUUUUUUAAAUAUAUAAUCUAAUAAAAUUCAGGUGAUAAUUUGCCUAAAUCUAAAAUACAAGUGAGUUUAUUUUACACAGUUUAAUGUCAGAUUUCUUUGUGUUGUUUUUGACUGACCUCUCUCAGCUUGAUCCAAAGCAGUGUUUAUUCCUGCUUUACAAAACUUCAUUGGGUUUAAUUUGCCUUACCAUUUUAUUUCAAUGUUUGAAAUAAUGUAAAGAGCUUUGAGUGGUCAUCAAGACUAGAAAAGCGCUAUAUAAAUACAAAACCAUUUACCAUUUUCUGUAAGUAUUACACUAUCAUUUCAAAGCUGGGAUUUAACUAUAUUUAUUUUAACUGUUUCAUUUGGCUUUAACUUGUCCUGAAACAUCUUCAUACUCUGUAACCUCACAGAUGCUUUUCCUGCCCUGAUCUUUUGUUCCCAUUCAUAAUCGGUGACUUGAUGAAUAUUUUACUUUUCAUGAAGGUGUUUAUAAAAGAGAAAAUCUUGCUUAUCUCAAUAACAUUCUCGAUUACGAAACAGUUUCUUCUAUCAGAUACUGCUAUGCUGAUGUGGCUGUUUUGGUUUCUUAACACUACUGCUACAACUGCAAAUACUUUUUACAUGCAUCUUGAAAUAUGGAUUCUAAAGUCCUCAUACAACUCCUAUACACAACCACAGAUGUGCAUAUUGUCAAUGUGUGCAAAGGCCAUAGACACUGGUUAGCAAGUCUUAUUCUCCGUGUCUUUUGGUCUAGAAUGAUUCUGUGCAGCACUGCAUUUAUGUCCCAUGCUACAUUUAGUGUGACCAAUACUUGAGGAAUAUUUCUAGAUGUGUGUGUGUGUAUACUGCUGUUUAUUUUAUUAUGACACUGAAAUGAGGACCCCCCCCUGUUAAAAGCUCAUUUGAUUUCAGGCAGCUCACUCAUCAGAGGGAAGCAGUCCUUUCUCAUGUCACUUGAUUGAGUUUAUUAACUUUAUGUAUAUUUUCAUAUGGUGUUUUGCUUGGACAUUGUGAUGUAAAUAAAUUCAGGUCAUAGAGAUUAAUGUGUGUGUGUGUGUGUGUGUAUGCGCUUAACAAAGUUAUUUGCAUUGUGAAUUAAAAUGGUCUAUUCAUUAAAAAUGUUAGGAAGAUAUCUGGGGAUAAAUCUUGAUUGUAUAUUAGAGAAGUCAUAAAUAUUGAUUUCCUGAUAUCUGAAUAUGAGUGUGGUGUUUAUUCAAAAUAUUUGUUCAUGCUGUUUCCACAUUGCAGCCACACAUUAAUAAUGACAUCUAUCUUUAUGAGGGGGAAACUGACAUUAUGUGUGCAAACAGAAAAACAUGCAUGAGAGCAACCCCUGCAUUAUACUUAAUAUCUAUAAACAUGUAAUGUUUUCAUCAGA